UCAACUUUUUCGUGCAACGGUUUGAUACUUCGUUCAUCAGCUUGGUGUCCCGAAAAAUCAAGAGUAUUGAACCUCUGAAUUAUUCCAACCAACAAAUCCGGUAAAUUUGUUCUUCUUUUUCAAUAGGAGGUUUGGAUUCAAGGCGGCUAGUCGUAAUGCCAGACAAGCGUGGUUUGUCCGUACAAAAUGUAGAAGAACUGGAUGUAUCUAAAUUAACAGCUUUAUCACCGGAGGUCAUCAGUCGCCAAGCAACCAUUAACAUUGGUACUAUAGGCCAUGUCGCCCACGGGAAAACAACAGUUGUGCGUGCCAUUUCCACAGUGCAUACCAUUAGGCAUAAAAACGAAUUGAUUAGAAACAUCACAAUAAAGCUUGGAUAUGCUAAUGCUAAAAUAUACAAGUGCAACAGUGAAGCAUGCAUACGCCCUGCUUGUUACCGUUCAUUCGGAAGUGCAACAGAUGAUUCUCUUCCCUGUCCUAGACCUGGUUGCGAUGGAACACUAACACUACUAAGGAGCCCAAGUCAAUAAUACGGUCUUGUAAGUAGCCAUCAUUUGGCUACGUUAUAUCGGUGCGUUCAUCUAUCGAUUAACGUUUUGUUCAUUGAUUUUAAAAGUCGAAAAUGAAAUCGCGAAAACCUCGAUAACAAGAGUGUAUGAGGUUUUAUAUUUUAUAACUUCAAUGUUUUUUUAACUAGGCAUGUUUCGUUUGUGGAUUGUCCAGGUCAUGAUAUUUUAAUGGCAACUAUGUUAAACGGUGCUGCUGUUAUGGAUGCAGCAUUAUUGUUAAUAGCCAGCAAUGAGACAUGCCCACAGCCCCAAACAAGUGAGCACCUCGCUGCUGUAGAGAUCAUGCAGUUAAAAUACAUAAUUAUUCUUCAAAAUAAGAUUGACUUAAUCAAGGAAAGUCAAGCUCGUGAACAAUAUUCUCAGAUUUUACGUUUUAUCCAGGGUACUGUUGCUCAAGGAGCUCCAGUUGUACCCAUCUCAGCACAAUUGAAGUAUAAUAUUGAUGUUGUUUGUGAUUACAUUGUGAAUCACAUUCCGGUUCCAGUACGGGAUUUCACAUCAGCACCUCGUUUGAUUGUAAUCCGAUCAUUCGAUGUAAACAAACCUGGUUGUGAAGUGGAUGAUUUACAGGGUGGAGUAGCCGGAGGGAGCAUUUUGCGAGGUGUUCUUAAGGUUGGGCAGAAAAUAGAAAUCAGACCAGGUCUCGUCUCCAAAGAUUCUGAGACUGGAGGUGUUACAUGUAGACCCAUUAUUUCGUGUAUCGUGUCACUUUUCGCAGAGCAGAAUGAUCUUGCUUACGCUGUUCCAGGAGGUUUAAUUGGAGUUGGAACAAAAAUCGAUCCACAGUUGUGUCGCGCUGAUCGUUUGGUCGGUCACGUUUUAGGAGAGGUUGGUACUUUACCUGACAUAUAUGUGGAAUUAGAAAUAUCAUUCUUUCUUCUUCGGCGCCUGUUGGGUGUUCGUACAGAAGGCGACCAAAAAGGAGCUAAGGUUCAAAAACUUUCUAAAAAUGAAGUUUUGAUGGUGAAUAUCGGGUCUCUUUCUAGUGGUGGAUGUGUUAUAGCUGUUAAAGGCGAUCUCGCUAAAAUACGACUUAAUAGCCCUGUGUGUACUCAGGUUGAUGAAAAAAUCGCACUGAGCAGGCGUGUUGAAAGACAUUGGCGAUUGAUAGGAUGGGGAGAAAUUCGACGUGGUGUCACAAUUCAACCUGUUCAGUGAAUGAUAGUAUGAAUGUGAAGAUUUGUACUUGUGUGUGCUGAUUGAUAUCCUUGGUUGUUUGUGUAACUUAAAUCUUUGUCAAAACAAAUGUUUUGUAUCUUGGACUUAACUGUUAUUUUUUCCUAGAAAUUACGAUUACCUAUUUACAGCUAUUUGUUAUGGCAAAUAAGAAAUUUAUCGAUAGCAAUUAUCGUUACCUUAAUAUCAUUCAUUGAUCUGUCAGCUCUAUUCAUAACCGCUGUGGGUUCUAGGGAGAUGGUUGAGUCCCUGAUGCCAUCAACCUAACUGCUUGUGCUCUAAUGAUUCCAAUAAAUCGUAGUUUACGC
Messenger RNA from Schistosoma turkestanicum, 2053 nucleotides. Lineage: Eukaryota; Metazoa; Platyhelminthes; Trematoda; Strigeidida; Schistosomatidae. The record is from the annotation of a GenBank genome assembly.